Closterium sp. Yama58-4 is the source of this 6048-nucleotide messenger RNA. Lineage: Eukaryota; Viridiplantae; Streptophyta; Zygnematophyceae; Desmidiales; Closteriaceae. The record is from the annotation of a GenBank genome assembly.
AUGGCGACGGACGCGCAAACGGAGGCGCGCGCAGCAUCAGUGGAGGCGGUGCAGGCGGCGCAGGAGGCGGAAGAGGCGAGCAAGCGCGCGUACGUGAAGCAGGCGCAAGCGCAGGAGAAGAUGCAGGCGGCGCAGAUGGCGGUGCAGCAGCAACAGCAGCAGCAGCAACCACAACAGCCCAUGCAAGCACCAGUGCAGCAGCAGCAGCAGGGCAUGGUGACAAAUCCAGCUACAGCAUCUCUCCCUGGUGCUGCGGGUGGUAGCUAUUCAGUAGCAGCUCCCACGAGUGGAGCAGCAGGGGUGGCACCGUCGUUGGCAGCAGCGAUGCAGGGCGAGCAUGCAGGGGCAGCAGCACAGGCGUUUGUGGCGCAGAUGGCGAGUGAGGCGGCGGAGACGGCGGCACAGAACAUGGCAAUGGCGCAGCACGUGGCUGCUUCUGCUCCCAACGACGCUGCCGUGCAACAGGCAGCAGGGCAGCAGGCAGCGCUAUCAGAGGAGCAGAUGGCGCUGGCACGGCAACUGGCGGUGGCGAGCAACGAUCCGGGCACGGCAUUGCAGACGGCACAGCCGCUGCCGUGUCCGUACUGCGAGCGCGUGUUCAAGCAGGACGGGCGACUCAAGGACCACGUCAAGAGCCAGCACACGGACGCCGCCGCCGCCACUGCUGACGUGGACACUCCCAACGGCGCGCCGCCGACAGCUGGUAGCGGCGCGCAGAGCGCGGGCAGAGGGGCGGGCGCAGCGGGGGCAGGCGCGAAUGCGCGGGGAGGUGACGGCGCGGGGAGGGUGAAUGGCGCGGGAGGCGGAGGGGGAGGGGGAGGAGGAGGCGGGGGCGUGUAUUACGUGAAGACGCCCAAGGUGCUGCUGAACGAGUGGUGCCAGAAGAACAAGCGCCCCACGCCCAAGUACAAACACGUGGAGGCGCCAGGGGGGGGCUUCCACGCGCGCGCCAUCAUCCCGGACGCGCGCGACCCCACGCAGGACAGCAUCGUGUGGUGGCGCGGCACUCCCCCCGCGCCCUCGUCCCUGGACGCACACAACCGCGCCGCCACCAUGGCCCUGCACCGCGUCAUGGGCUCCACCAGGAUGGACCGGGUGUUGGGCGAGGAGUACCGGCAGCAGUGGCGGGAGCUAGACCGCGAGGCGGAGGAGAGGAAGGAGCGCGACAGGCGCCACGCCCAGGACAGGCAGCGCCGUGAGGAGCGCGAGCGAGCGCAGCAGCAGCGGCAGGUGCAGCGCGCCAACGUGUUCCUGAGCGAUGACAAGCGCCAGCUCGUGCACGCCCUGCUCUCCACUGCUCCCGCUCCUGCCCCUGCCUCCUCCCUGCCUGCCCCGUUCGCCCCCACCGCUGCUGCUAGUGCUGCUGCUGCUUCUUCUUCCCAGGCCGGCCUGGACCUUGCCAGAGCUCGUGCUGCAACCGCUGGUGCUGCUUCGGCGUCGCUGCAGGCAGCACCGCCAGUGCCAGCAGCGGCUGCUAGUGGCAGCGGGGAUGAGAGCAGCAGGCAGGCAGUGGCCAAUCAGCUGCUGGCAUCUGGCUUCCCGCUGGACUGGACAAAGCAGGCCACAGCCCACUGCUCUGACUACGUGGCAGCACGUGAUUGGCUCAUCCUGCACAUGCCGGAGCACCUGCUCCCUGCCCAGUUCGCCGCCUCCUCAUCCGCCUCCGCCGUUGCAGUUCUUCACUCCGCCUCUCCUGCUGCUACCAUUCCCUCUGCCUUGCCAUCCGCCACGGCCCUCCAAGUCGACCAGUGGCAGUCAGGCAUCUCCCCUCAGCUGCGCUGGCUGCUUGCAUGUGGCUACGACGGCCCCUCCGCACUGCAAGCGCUCUCUCUCACUGCUCAUGCCGGUGCAGACGACGAGGUGGCAGCGCUGCAGUGCCUCCAGCAGCGGUUCCCUGUGGAUGUGCGCGGUGCACCAGGCAUGGGGGGAGGGGAGGGCGCGGAAGGGGAAGAAGAGGGGGGCGCGGAGGGGGGGGAGUGGGGGGAAGGGGAGCAGCGGGGUGAGGGGGAGGUGGGGGAGGCGAGGGAGGAGGAACGAAUGGCGCUGGAGGCAAUCUUUGGGCCGGACCUGGCUGUGCGCGAGGUGCAGAGCGGUGCUGGGGGGCUGGCGGUGGUGGUGUCGGUGCGGAUCAGGCAGGAGGCGGGUGGUGGGCAUGGAGAUGGCGACGACAGCACCCCUGCACAUGCUGCUGCGCUUCAUCUCGAGGUGCGCUGCCAAAUCGAUUGCGCCUCCGCAGCAGCAGCUGUUUCAGCCGCACCACUCGCUGUGACUCCCAACACAGGCGCUGCGGCUGCCGCCGCUGCUGCGACUGCCAGUGGUGUUGCUGCGAGCACCAGUGCCGGUGGUACUGGCAGGGACAUAGAAGUGCGGGCAGCAGGGGACGACGCAUGGUGGCAGCAGAGCACAGCGGGGAACAAGCCAGGCAGGGGAGCGAGGCGGGGAAUGGGGGAGGGCGAAGCCAGGGAGGACUGGGAGCGGCUGAAGCGGCGGUGGGAGGAGAUGCAGGGGAGCAGGCAGCACGCGGGCAUGAUGCACACGCGGAGGGGCCUGCCUGUGGCGCCGUGCAGAGCGCAACUGCUGGCAGCGCUGCAGCAGUCGUGGGUGGUGGUGGUCAGUGGCGCCACUGGCAGCGGCAAGAGCACGCAGGUGCCCCAGUACAUCCUGGAGGGCGCCUUAGAGGAGUCCGCUGCUGCACCCGCGUCGUCCUCUCGCCCCGCACCGUGCUGCUCCGUGGUGAUCACGCAGCCGCGACGCAUAUCAGCAGUGGGCCUCGCACACAGGGUGGCGCAGGAGAGGGCUGAGACCGUUGGUGACACCGUGGGGUACGCGAUCCGCAUGGAGGCACGGCGGUCGCAGCGCACACACCUCCUCUUCUGCACCACGGGGCUGCUGCUGCGGCGCCUGCUGGCGGAUCCACUGCUGGCAGGGGUGUCGCACGUGGUGGUGGACGAGGUGCAUGAGCGAUCGCUUGAUUCUGACCUGCUGCUGCUGCUGCUGCGCUUCACUCUCCUGCAACGCAACCUGGCUCAACAGCAGGGGGCUUUUGAGGCGCCUCAACAGCAGGGGGCAGGGCAGGAGAAGCUGCCUCUGCUGCGCAUCAUCCUCAUGUCAGCCACGGCCGACGCACACGCCUUCGCAGACUACUUCCACUGCCUCCUCCUCUCCCACUCCCACCACUUCCCGCCCUCCCUCCUCUCCCCGCUCCACGCCCCAUCCCCCACUCCCUCCUCCUCCCGGCUCACCUCCCUCCUCGCAUCACACCUGCCGCGCCCGGCGCUGAUCACAGUACCAGGGCGCACCCACCCGGUGCGACAGCUGUUCCUGGAAGACGCACUCGCCCUCACCAACACGGUCAUCGGGCGCAACUCCAAAUAUGCACGCAAGGGCGCGGGCAGGAGCAACAACACUCCAGCAGGUGGCAUGGCAGGGAGUGGGGAGGGAGGUGCGGGUAGGGAGGGUGGGGGGGGAGUGGGGAUGGGGGCAAGUGGGGGCGGAGGUGGAGACGAGGUGGGAGACGCGGAGGGGGGUAAGGAGGAGGGGGAGGAUGGCGAUGAGGAGGAGGGUGGGUGGGAGUCUCUGGCAGAAGAAGGGGGUGAUGUGAUGAGCAGCAACAGCAGCAGUGGGCGCAGCAGUGGUGUGGCACUCCAUGCGAGCUCUGCUCCCAUGGCAGAGCAGGGCAUGGGUGUGGCAGGCGGCAAAGGAGCAGGUGGACAGGGGGCAGUAACAGCAGCGGGGACAGGAGGAGCGGUAGCAGGAGCAGGGGCAGGAGGGGUGGCAGGAGGAGGAGGCGUGGGAGGGGGUGGGCAGUACAAGCCAGCAGAGGGCAGGGCGGGCAGUGGGGCGACAAGAGGCGCUCUCAAGGCGCGCGGCAUACUGGUGUUCCUGCCAGGCAUGGCCGAGAUCAAGCACUUGCAGCGGCAACUCGAGGGGAGCCGGGCUCUGCAGCAGGCGGUGGGGGGAGCGGGGAGAGGAGGGCGGGGGGCAAUGGUGGUGGUGGCGCUGCACGGGUCGCUGGCGCAGAAGGAGCAGCAGCGUGUGUUUGCAGCGGUGCCCGAGGGCACGUGGAAGGUGGUGCUGUCCACCAACGUGGCUGAGACCAGCGUCACCAUCGAUGAUGUCGUGUGGGUGGUGGACAGUGGGCGGCAGAGGCACGUGGUGCACGAUGUGGUGCGGGGCAUGGACGUCAUGGGCGAUGCGUGGCUCUCGCAGGCAGCGGCGGCGCAGAGGGCCGGGCGAGCAGGCAGGGUACAGCCGGGGUGCUGCAUCCGCCUCUACUCGCGCUCCCUCUUCCACUCGCUGCCGCCGCACACGCCGCCAGAGAUGCUGCGCGUGUCCCUCCACUCGCUCUGCUUGCAGGUGAUUGGACGCUCAGGGGCUGGAGCUCAGUUUCUGGAGAUCAGGGGCUGGGCGGCAAGCAGAGAGUGCAGGCGAGGAGGGGAGUGCCUUUGGAAAGAGCCAAGUCCAUUGGACCAAGGCGCGCCCCCGGACCAAGGCGCGCCCCCGGACCAAGGCGCGCCCCCGGACCAAGGCGCGCCCCCGGACCAAGGCGCGCCCCCGGACCAAGGCGCGCCCCCGGACCAAGGCGCGCGCCCGGACCAAGGCGCGCCCCCGGACCAAGGCGCGCCCCCGGACCAAGGCGCGCCCCCGGACCAAGGCGCGCCCCCGGACCAAGGCGCGCCCCCGGACCAAGGCGCGCCCCCGGACCAAGGCGCGCCCCCGGACCAAGGCGCGCCCCCGGACCAAGUCCAAUCCUUUGCCAUGCCAUGCCCCGUCGCCACAACCCUCCAACUUACACUCCAUCUUUUCCCACCGUUUUCCAAGCACCAGCACUCAUCUCCACUCCACCCUUGUGCCCCGCACUGCCCCCUCUGCUCAUCCCACCAGGUGAAGGCCAUGCUGCCAUCCAUGCCGGUGGCCCAGUGCCUGUCCCUCGCCCUCACGCCCCCUCCGCCCACCGCCAUCUCCUCCUCGCUCACAACCCUGGCGUCUCUGUCCGCGCUGCACUUACCAUCAGAGGUGCUCUCCCCUCUGGGCGCGCAUCUAGCGCGCCUGCCUCUGGACGUGCACGUGGGCAAGAUGCUGCUCUUCUCCGUGCUGCUGCGUUGCCUCGACCCCGCCCUCUCCAUCGCUGCAGCAGCAGCGCACGCACGCCCGCUCUUCCUCGCCUCGCCUGCCCACAGGGACGUGGCUGCACAGGCCAAGGCUCGCUUUGCUGGUGCCACACGCAGCGACCAUGUUGCAGUGGCAGUGGCGUACCAGGGAUGGGUGGAAGCUAGGGGCGGAGGCAGGGGCGGCGUGGGAGGUGAAUGGGCGUACUGUGAGGCGAAUGGGCUGUCGAGAGACACUCUGGUGGCCAUGGAGGGCCUCAGGCGAGACUUUGUGCUGUCACUCGCGUCCUUGGGCUUCCUUCCUGCUAAUUAUGUGUCUGCCUGGAUGGACAAGGAUAAGGGCACACGGCAUGGCCGUGUGGAGGGUGCAGCAGGCAGGGGUGGGGAGGGACAGCGCUGGGACGUGUUCAACGAGAAUUCGCAGUCGUGGCGGGUGGUGAAGGGUGUUAUCUGCGCUGGCUUCUACCCCAACGUGGUGCGCGUGCAGCGGCCUGAGAAGCGCUUUGUCAAGACAGAGCAUGGGGCAGUGGAAAAGGAUGCAGCAGCUCGUGCGGUGCGCUUCUACACGCAAGCAGACGGCCGGGUGUUCUUGCAUCCAGGGAGCGUGAACUUCUCUCAGGGCACGUUUGAAAGCCCAUGGCUUGUGUUCAGUGAGAAGGUUCAGACCAGCAAGAUCUUCAUCCGGGAGUGCUCCAUGGCUCCAGCCUUCGCCCUGCUCUUGCUGGGUGGUCUGCUCAACGUCAAUGCAGAGAGGCGCCUCGUCACUGUGGACAACUGGAUUCAGUUUGAGGCUCCUGGCCGCAUCGGAAUAUUGGUCAGGGAAAUGCGCAGCAAAGUUGAGGAGGUGUUGAGGGACAAGAUAGCUAGACCUGACAUGGAUCUCAGCAGUCAUCCUGUGCUGGAAGGCAUGGCUGAACUUAUCUCUUCUGAGGGGUUUUGA